UUCAAUGACAUCAACUACAAAGAGAUACCAAUUGUGUGAAAAGAGAAACAGAUGAGACCCUGAAGUGACACAAAAGGUUGCUAAUAGAUAGCCUGGCCUUCUGUUGUCUCUUUGUGUCUCUUUCAAUCUGGGUGUACAGCUCCUUUAUAGGUGGGUUAGUGGCCUUUUAAAUGUCUGAGCCCAUGGCUCAUGUCUCAUAAUCCGUCCAUGCACCCUUCAACAUUUAUGAGUGUGCCAGAGUAAACAGUGAAGGGCAGAUGUGUCACUGGAUGGACUCUUCCACUGGAGCACUUCAGAAACGCUCCAUGACAGUCUGGAGUGACAAUCUAGCUAUCCCUCCCUCCCUCCCUCCUCUUAGCGCACGAACAAAAAGACAUCUGAGCUAUGUAGAUGGGGAGGAAAAAUCUCAGCACUUUGUACAGCGGCGCUCCGGUUUCACACAGUCCCUGACAGGCGGAGCGGCGCGCUGUUUUACGCAUAGCCUCCAGUCCUGCGGGGCAUUGUAGACAUUGUUUAGUAGCUGUGUAGUAGACUCCUGAGAAGACACCAGAGCGGCACAGUCUCUGAUAACUGGAUACCUGAGUCCAAAGUAAAAGUCUCUCAAAGAGAGAGGGGCUUGUUGGAGACGCGGAUUACAGCUGCGUAAAGGCAGGACGCAUGGACUAUUUACUCACAGCAAGAAUUUAAACGACAAAGCAGCGUACUUUAAGACUGAACUUGACGUUCAAAUUCGCGUUAAGACAAGCUGACAAGUAAAAGAAGACGACAACAAGGGUACCCUGUGAUUUCGUCCUUAAAUGAUGGACUGCGCAGAGUCUCUCCAUGGACGUUGUGAUUCUGUUCCGACCUUGACUUCAACUUAGGGAGACUCGGAACAUGUUGUGAGAAAUCUCCCGCGGAGUUAUUUACUCAUUAACUAUACAAGCUGUUUGGAGGCAAGACUGAACAGGUUAUUGGAGGUGCUGAGACUCUGACAGGAUACCGGCCAGAGUUUAAAAAAAAAAGAAGGGUUUUUGGCCGCGUAAAAAACGAGGAGGAGGAGGAGGCGCCUUUCCCGUUGAGGCAGAGUCGCAUUAGAUGGAUUCUUCAUGUUUGCUUCAGCCUCAGUGGAGACAGUUUUCUCUGAACACUUACAAGCCCUUACAGUGAGCUGUAAAACAUGUCACAUCGCUGCGUAUGGAUAGUCCAAAACAUGAGCUGCCCCGGGCGAGAAAGAAGCGACUCACUGGUCCUCUCCGGUGCGCACUUGGAGCAGACUGCGCACAAGACAGCCGGUGGGACAAGAUGGAGAGUUCAUAGGAAGGAUAGACCCGAGAUCGCUUCUGUAAUGUCAGCAAAGGCCAAGGUGCUACUGUGGGUGCUCUUCUCUUUGCUGCCUCUCGUAGAAGGAGCUCAUAUGAAAGCCGGUUCUGCUGGUGUGGGAUCAGACUCGGGCCGGGCUGUGGGCCUGCUGGGAGGCCAGGAGGAGCGCGAGUUCCCUGUGACGCUGCCAGAGGUGGUGGAGGACGAGGAGCAGGAAGAUGACAGUGACCCUUACUCCACUUGGCAUUCUCUUUAUGACCCCUUUGUGAUAGAUGAGGUCGAUGACCAUCCCAGUAGUCGCUGGGUGGGACGCUCUCCCCGCUCCUCUGACCCCUCAGAACCUCAACCCAAGGGAUCACCGAAAAAAAAGAAGAAGAGGAAGAAGAAAGAAAAGGAGGAAGCGGUAGAGACAGGAAGAGGAGACAGAAAGGGUAAAGGUAAAAACAGGCAGCCGAAGCAGAGCAGCAGGGACUGUCGUGUGGAAAAGAGAGAGAUGAGGGUACGGGACCUGGGUUUGGGGUUUGACUCUGACGAGAUCGUCCUCUUUAAGUUCUGUGUCGGCUCCUGUCAGUCCUCAAGAACAAACUACGACCUCGCUCUGAAGGCGCUGCUGGAAAACGGGUCACUACCGAGGCGCACUGCUCGUAAGGUCAGCAACCACCCGUGUUGCCGGCCUGACCGGUAUGAGCCUGUUUCUUUCAUGGACGCUCAAACCACCUGGAGGACCAUCCAGUCAUUAUCUGCUGCCAGCUGCAUGUGCAUGGGCUAAAAGAAUGGACGAAAAAAUAACAAAGAGGAGAGGUGUCGCUUGUCCUGUACAGAGAUGAAUCAAGAGGCUCAGUGUGAGGAUGGUCUGAGGGGGGCGCUGCUACACAAACACAGCAAAGGAAGUAAAUGAGACAACUUGUUCUGUGUAUUUCCUUUUGAGGAUGGGGAGGUCUGGAUGCUGCUGGACGAUGGAGGUCAAAAUCAAAGCCUGAAGGGAACUAAUCAGGUUCACAGUCUGGAGUUAUUGUUUCUUCCUCAAAGAGAGAAUGUUUUUAAAUGAAUAACUCUUAACUACUGUGGGAACCUCCACACCAGUUAUCAGACAUUAAAGAGACUGAAUGCAUGGACAUGUUUGAGUUUUAAUGGGCAAGUCCUCAAGGCUAAAACUCAAAUAUACAAAGAAAAGACACAAUAUCAGGAUUGACACUGUUUUUAUAUUGGAAUUAAGACUGAAAAACGCCCAAUAAGACGCUCACUUUUAAUCACAGUGAAGUCAAAACCUCCUAAAGCAAUAUCAUUUAUAUCACAUAAGAACAGGCAUUACAUUGUUUCUAUGUUCAGAUGAACUCAGCCAAAUGGAUGCCAUGCAUCUUCAUGUAUUACUGUGUCAAAGUAAAAUAUAUUUAUUUCUGAUAAAUUAUUUAUUUAUUAUAGCUUGAUACGAGAGCUAUUUUUUUUUUAUUAACUCCAUAUUGUGGAUAAAUAUCUAUUUAUUACGAAGACUCAGAUUUCAUGUGGACAGUUACUACUUACAUGCAGAACGUGCAUUUCUUUUUUUUUAAUGCAGAUUUUUCACAUUUAUCCAGCAUCUCAUACAGCCCGACUACAGAUUCUGCUCAGACUAAGAUUGGAAGCAAUAAACAUUUCUGAAAUGAUUAGAGUUAUUUUAUAAAAUAAAAUCUUCAUCCAAAGUCUUAGGUUCUCUAUGGCAUUGAUUUCUUUUUUAUUUUAUCUUGAAAUCCUCGUCAUUAAAAAAGAAACAAAUCAGCCUGCAUUGAAUCAAUGUGGUAUAUCUGGUUAACUUUGAAAAAAACAAGUUUGACAGUGGAUAUUUAAUUUUGCAGUGAUAAUUUUAUCAGUGUUCCUGAGCGAAGUCAUAACUCUAAGUGUCCAGAGUGGGAAGACUUUUUUUUAUAUAUGUAUACAACAGGACCUCAAUUUAUUUCUCAUCUUAGUAUGGGGAGGAACUUCCACUCUGUUACACUUCUCCAGUAUGUCACAUUAAUAUUAUUGUUUUAUAAAGUGUACUUUAUUUUUGUAUGGCAUAAUCCUCUAAGGGAAUAAAGCUUUUUAAUAUA
Molecule: messenger RNA, 3368 nt
Organism: Labrus mixtus (cuckoo wrasse)
Lineage: Eukaryota; Metazoa; Chordata; Actinopteri; Labriformes; Labridae
Product: glial cell line-derived neurotrophic factor
Exons: 5
Coding region: 1160-2071 (303 amino acids)
Molecular function (GO): receptor tyrosine kinase binding; glial cell-derived neurotrophic factor receptor binding; growth factor activity
Source: RefSeq, a predicted model, not a curated record